Aspergillus aculeatinus CBS 121060 is the source of this 915-nucleotide messenger RNA. RefSeq names its product YbhB/YbcL family Raf kinase inhibitor-like protein. Bases 174 to 776 code for a protein of 200 amino acids. The transcript is spliced from 2 exons. Lineage: Eukaryota; Fungi; Ascomycota; Eurotiomycetes; Eurotiales; Aspergillaceae. The record is from RefSeq and is a predicted model, not a curated record.
CGAGGCCUCUCCACUUGGUCUCGAAUGUCCAUAGCUCGCCCUAUGGCUGCGCAUACCUCUACGAUGUUGCUUUGGUUGUACAAUAACAUUAUAUUCGCCCCUAUAUUCAGUCAUCCUCUCGCCCUCAUCCCAGACAGCCACUUCGAAUCCCUUCGCCUACCCCAACAAACACCAUGCGCACCACCACAAUUUUCUCGCCGGCCCUGCUCGCAGCAACAUCCCUGGCACAAACACCAAAGGGGAGCUGGCCAGCAACGCAAAUCAAUUUAGGCGCCUCGUUCGAGAACGAAACUGUGACCCCUGGUCUCUGGAUCAAUCCCGACGAUGUGACAUCCGCACCAUCCAUCUACCCCAGCAACAUCAAGCAUGCCUACCCAGGAACCUACAUGAUCUUAAUGCUUGACCUCAACAUCCCGGACUCCGACGUCACCACAGCAGACAAGUACUCCACCCUUGUCCCUGGGCUGGCAGCCAAUACCACCACUCGUCUGCACUGGUGGGGUGGGAACUACACCUUGGAAGGUCGAACAUUCGUCAACGCAAGCGAUGCCCUAGCACCGUAUACCGCCCCGCGACCCAGGGACAGCACUCAGCAUGCAUACACAAUCUACCUCUUCAACCAGCCAAAGGGUUAUGUUCCGCCUGCUGCGGCUGCCGAAGGACUGUACUAUGAUCAGACCACGGAUGCACGGUUCAAUUUCAGCUUGGCUCCUGUUGUGAGGGCGGUGGGUUGGCCGGUGGCAGCGACGUACUUUGUUAGUUCGGCGACGGAUUGAAGAGAAUGAGGUAUGAUUGUAGUGGGUUCGGUUGAGGUGGUAGUUGUUCGGCAAGACUGGCAGGUGGCAAGGGUUGGGUAGCGGUGCCAGUUUGUAAGAGCCAGAGUCCUCAGCAACCACUCACUUUAUCUAUCAUGAG